ACACUUGGACCGUCACAGUACAAUAUUAACACUUUGGGAAUUCACACUCAUCGAUAAUAAAUGUGUUAAAAAAUUACAAAAUAAAUAAUGACUAAGAAUAAAGAGAGACAUAAUGACGGCACAGCGAGGGACUGCCGGGAGACAGCCGAGCCUCUGGUGUCGUUGGUGGAAGACAGAAGGGAGCGAUCUCCUCACUACCUGCCGAGGCUGAGUGUCGUCCUUCCGUCCAGUUGUAACUCCAGCGUCGACCGCAUCCCUUCACCAGCUCUGAGGGAGACACUCUCACAUGGAGACGAGUCUAUGACGGUGGUCCUCUCAGCAUUUUACGCCAAAUUAUUAAUAGUUUUAGGCCUGGCGCUGCCGGUCACCAGCACCAUACAGAAUGAACUUUACACGAACAUUAUAUCCGACAUCUUUACACUGUAUCUGUAUGUCGUCGGGAUGAUCUUCUUGGCGUACACGUUCUUCCAUCUUCGGAUCGCCAAAAAUAUCAAAGAUGACAGGAAACGUACUCGUUAUGGCAGUUUCUACCUCCACAUGGGUGUGGCGGGCUUCGGUGUAGGCUCCAUCAUCUACUCGUGUCUCCAAUUCGGAGAGUACUUCGACCUCUCGGGAGACUGUCAGCUCCUCAUCAUCGCCCUCAAACCAACCUUCCGGAUACUCUUCAUGGUCGCACAGACUAUUUUUAUAUUCUCAUACACGGACGUUCUGGACCCGAUGAGGGGAGUAGUCCUGGAUAGAUUCGGACUGAUGCAUCUGAUAGCGACCAACGUCUGCGAAUGGCUGAACGUCGUCAUACAGGAGACCAGAGACGACAUACGAGCCGUGGCCUUCCACGAGCCGGCCCUCGUGAGAUACACCGACAUUGAAGGACCUUCCAAGACGACAUUUACUGAAACAAUAAACGGAACUUCGCCCGCAAAUUAUUUGAAUAGAACAGAGGUCAUCGCAACUGGCCACGGGUUCGAGGCCUGGAGCUGUAACGUGUCAGACGUUAUAUCGCCUCUAAUUAGGAAUAUGAAUCCUUAUUUGCGGCCGUGCGGAGUCGAGUACAGCCUGCUGUGUUCCAUUAUUAUUGUUGUAAUAUGGAACGAUGUCUGCACGGUCCCUGGCUCGAAACCUAUAGCAUCCAAUUCAAAGUUGGAGAAGAAGCCGCGCUCUGCGAGGGUGAAACCAAUGAACCAUUUCUCAGUAGACUGCGGCCAGGCCCACAAGGGGCUGUUCCUGGGGGUAGCCGUCCUCGCGGCGACCAUCGUCAGCUUGAUGAUAUUCAAGGGACUGUUCCAAAAGGAGAAGCAUGUGGAACUAGCUUUGCUGACGAUCAACGUUUGGGAGACAAUUCUGUUCGUAUUGAUGUCAGUGGGGUCUGCAGCAUGUCUCCAGUGCAUGAGCACCCUGUCUUCCCUUAAGAGGUACCCCGGCCUGCCCCUGGAGCACGCUCUCCUGUUGGUGACGCAGUGCGGGGUGUACCUCUACUACCUGUUCCAAAUCAUCGGAGCCGGAUUCUCCAUACAAAAGUUCCCCAGCGCCCGGCGCGCCACGAGAAUAAUAUCCCCCCUAUGUGCCGUGAUCCAAAGCUCCUGUCAGACUCUCCUCGUGUUGGACGCCUGGUCUCGGCGCAGCGCUGGCCGCGAGGAUCGCCCCGGCCGGCAGCUCGUCACCUUCCUCCUGGUUAGCAACUUCUCACUCUGGAUGCUUAACAGAGUCAAGAAUGCUCGGGCAGAAUUUCAUCCAUUGCAGAUGGAGUUUUACGGCGUGUGGGCGUGGACGAUCAUCACUCACGUCUCGGUGCCGCUGUUAGUCUGCUACAGGUUCCAAGCAACCGUCUGUUUUUACGAAAUAUGGAAGAACUCAUACAAGAGAAAGAAAGAAUACGACAGUGAACUUGAUGAGAUUGAAUUAAACAAAUUGGAUUCGGCGUAACAAACUCACAGAAUUUGAUUUGUAUUUUAAUAGUUUUAAGCUUAAUGGCCAAGACGUUGUUUAAUUUACAAUUUCCAAAGUCUUAAUAAAAUAAUGAUCAUGAA
Messenger RNA from Danaus plexippus (monarch butterfly), 2027 nucleotides. RefSeq names its product proton channel OtopLc-like. The coding region runs from base 88 to 1923 and encodes 611 amino acids. Gene Ontology annotation, molecular function: proton channel activity. Gene Ontology annotation, biological process: proton transmembrane transport. The record is from RefSeq and is a predicted model, not a curated record. Gene Ontology annotation, cellular component: membrane. NCBI's taxonomy places the organism in Eukaryota, Metazoa, Arthropoda, Insecta, Lepidoptera, Nymphalidae. The transcript is spliced from 10 exons.